This is a messenger RNA of Lachancea sp. 'fantastica', 756 nucleotides long. The record is from the annotation of a GenBank genome assembly. Lineage: Eukaryota; Fungi; Ascomycota; Saccharomycetes; Saccharomycetales; Saccharomycetaceae.
AUGCUAAGAUACAUUGCAAAACGAACAAUGGCUGAUUUAAGACCUCAACAAUUGAUUUCCAGCUACGAAGCUGUGAAGGGAGAAGUGCUGCAAUACGCAAAUCAAGUGGGCAACGGCAACGUCUCUCUAUUGCCAGUUUCGAAGCUCAAACCAGCUAGCGAUGUCCAGAUUUUGUAUGACCACUCCGUUCGGAGCUUUGGUGAAAACUAUGUGCAGGAACUUGUGCAGAAAGCAUCAAUUUUGCCCAAGGACAUCAAAUGGCAUUUCAUUGGUGGGCUCCAAACCAAUAAAUGCAAGGAUCUGGCUAAGAUUCCAAACCUGUUUGCGGUAGAAACCAUAGACUCGCUCAAAAAAGCUCAAAAGCUCAAUGAAGCUCGAGCAAAAUUCAAUCCGGACGCUAAUAAGAUCCAAUGCUACGUGCAAAUUAACACAUCUGGCGAAGCCCAAAAAUCGGGACUUUUGGCAGAGGAAGAGAUUUUGGAGACAGUCAAGUUUAUUCUUUCAAAUGAAGCUGCCAAUGUGGAAUUGGGUGGGUUGAUGACAAUAGGAUCGUGGGAAGUCUCGCAUGCAGCUUCGGAGCAAAAUCACGAUUUCGCAGUAUUGGCUCAAUGGAAAAAACAACUCGAUGCCAAAUUUGGACUCGAUCUCAAAUUAUCAAUGGGUAUGAGCGCGGACUACAAACAGGCUAUAAAUCAAGGAACUUCCCAGGUUAGGAUUGGUACCGAUAUCUUUGGUAGCAGACCUACGAAAAGUUGA